Messenger RNA from Paramisgurnus dabryanus, 1512 nucleotides. NCBI's taxonomy places the organism in Eukaryota, Metazoa, Chordata, Actinopteri, Cypriniformes, Cobitidae. The record is from RefSeq and is a predicted model, not a curated record.
UAUGGCGCGUACCGGAGCACGCUGACGUCAUUAUGGUGCGACGGUUUCGGGAUAAACAGGAAGAGCGGCGGUGUGACUGAACACAAUGGAGUCCAUCGCUCUGUUUACUCUGUGGAUAAUUUUAAGUCGUUUGGUCCACGGUGGUCCACAGCCUUCUCACAGCCUGUUGUUAAACAAAUCUAUCGCCUUUGUGGCACGAAAAUGGUCACGUAAUCGUGCUGCUCGUAUGAGGAGGUUUGCAAGGUACCAGCUGAAGUGCAGCAAGGACUUUGCAGCUUUGAUUACGGACUACAGUUCCCGUACAUCGACAAGGACCAUAUGGAUUCGGCAGAGAUCUGGUGUGUGGUGGCAGCAUGUUCUCAGCAGCUGGACAGACUGUGAGUGGAAGGCUAAUUUCAGAAUGAGAAGGACAUCAUUCUUGCAGUUGUGCAACAGCCUGCAGCCGCACCUUCAAAGACAGACCACUUCAUUCAGAAAACCAGUGCCCGUGGACCAACGUGUUGCAAUAUGCAUAUGGAGACUGGGCACAAAUGUAGAGUACCGAACCAUCUCCCAUUUAUUUGGGAUUGGUCAGUCGACUGCUGUUAGCAUUACCAACCAUGUAGCCUCUGCAAUUGUGAAAAAUUUGCUUUCCCUUUUCAUCAGAACACCCUCUGAACAGGAGUUUGAAAGCAUAAUUCAGGGAUUCAGAGACAAGUGGGGCUUCCCACAAUGUGGAGGAGCAAUUGAUGGCACUCACAUUGGGAUUUUGGCUCCACCUGUUAGCUCUGCAGACUACUACAACCGGAAAGGUUUCUACUCUGUUAUUCUGCAAGGUGUGGUUGACAACCGACUUAUGUUCUGGGACAUUAAUGUGGGAUGGCCGGGCAAGGUUCAUGAUGCAAGAGUUUUUGCCAAUUCAUCCUUGUUUGAGAGGGGUCAGAGUAAUACACUGUUCCCUCGGAUAACAGUGAGGUUUGAAGGAGUAGAUGUGCCAGUGGUGAUUUUGGGGGAUGCUGCAUAUCCGUUACUGCCAUGGUUGAUGAAACCAUAUCCAGAAAAUGAACAAACAACCCCUGCACAGGCCACCUUCAACAACCGCCUCAGCAAGGCACGGAUGACUGUUGAAAGGGCAUUUGGCCUCCUGAAAGGAAGGUGGAGAUGCUUAAUGAAGAGGUGUGAUUGCCGCAUACACAACAUAAACACUAUUAUCAGCGCAUGUUGCGUUCUGCACAAUUUUUGUCAAGUAAAUGGUGAGGAAUGUGAGGAGAUUGCCACAGAAGAGGAAAAUCUGAACAGUGAAUGUAAUCCUCGUAAUACAGCCACUAGUUCAAAUGCCACCAGAGAUGCAUUGUGUUCAUAUUUCUCAAAUUUGUAGAGAGAGAGUGUAUAUUUCAAGAGGAUGGUUUUCAUUACAUACUUCUGUGUCAUGCCGCUACUACAUUCAGUGCAUGUAUAUUUGUUGUACUUAUUGGUUUACUAUGACUUAUUUUUGUGCUGUUGUCAAUAAAGUCAUAUUGAUGAUUUCAAGAA